Messenger RNA from Cercocebus atys (sooty mangabey), 4294 nucleotides. RefSeq names its product structural maintenance of chromosomes 2 (gene SMC2). Gene Ontology annotation, molecular function: ATP hydrolysis activity; protein binding; ATP binding. NCBI's taxonomy places the organism in Eukaryota, Metazoa, Chordata, Mammalia, Primates, Cercopithecidae. The transcript is spliced from 26 exons. The record is from RefSeq and is a predicted model, not a curated record. Gene Ontology annotation, cellular component: chromosome. Bases 362 to 3955 code for a protein of 1197 amino acids. Gene Ontology annotation, biological process: chromosome organization.
GGGCUAUGGGGAGGAGGAGCUUAGGUGAUCCUUAGAAAUAAAGGCUAGUUCCUAUUCGGCCUUGGAGUAGGGCGAAGAGGUGUAGACAGGCCUCAAGAAGCGAAGUAACAGCCUGAGUAAAAGCAAGACGUUGGAGAAUAUGAGAUACAUCUCAUCCCUAGUAAAUACUUAAAUGACUUCCCCUCCUCCCGGAGUCAAGCACAAUUCGGGGAUGCAAUGAUGGACGUAGGUGAAGAUACUACAGGAACUUACAGACAAGUUUACAUUCCACUUAGGUGGUGGUAUUUCUGUUUCGUACAGAACUGGUUUGUGGCCUGUUUGAUUCCUGUCAGAGGUUUGCUGACCCAAGACAGUAUCGAAAAUGCAUAUUAAGUCAAUUAUUCUAGAGGGAUUCAAGUCCUAUGCUCAGAGAACCGAAGUCAAUGGUUUUGACCCCCUCUUCAAUGCUAUCACUGGCUUAAAUGGUAGUGGAAAAUCAAACAUAUUGGACUCCAUCUGCUUUUUGCUGGGCAUCUCCAACCUGUCUCAGGUUCGAGCUUCUAAUUUACAAGAUUUAGUUUACAAAAAUGGGCAGGCUGGUAUUACCAAAGCCUCUGUGUCAAUCACAUUUGAUAAUUCUGACAAAAAGCAAAGUCCUUUAGGAUUUGAGGUUCAUGAUGAAAUCACAGUAACAAGGCAGGUGGUUAUUGGUGGUAGAAAUAAAUAUUUAAUCAAUGGAGUCAAUGCUAACAACACAAGAGUACAGGAUCUCUUCUGUUCUGUUGGCCUUAAUGUUAACAACCCUCACUUUCUCAUCAUGCAGGGCCGAAUUACAAAAGUAUUGAAUAUGAAACCUCCAGAGAUUUUAUCCAUGAUAGAAGAAGCAGCUGGAACCAGGAUGUAUGAAUACAAAAAAAUAGCUGCACAGAAAACUAUAGAAAAAAAGGAGGCUAAGCUGAAAGAAAUUAAGACGAUACUUGAAGAAGAGAUAACUCCAACCAUUCAAAAAUUAAAAGAGGAAAGAUCUUCCUACUUGGAGUACCAAAAAGUGAUGAGAGAAAUAGAACAUUUGAGUCGUUUAUAUAUUGCUUAUCAGUUUUUGCUGGCUGAAGAUACCAAAGCACGCUCAGCUGAGGAGUUAAAAAAAAAAAAAGAUAAAAUUAUAAAGCUUCAGGAAGAAUUGUCUGAGAACGAUAAAAAAAUAAAAGCACUUAAUCAUGAAAUAGAAGAAUUGGAAAAAAGAAAAGAUAAGGAAAUUGGAGGUAUACUUCGAUCUUUAGAAGAUGCUCUCGCAGAGGCUCAGCGAGUUAAUACUAAAUCUCAAAGUGCAUUUGAUCUCAAAAAGAAAAAUCUGGCAUGUGAAGAAAGCAAACGCAAAGAGCUGGAAAAAAAUAUGAUUGAGGACUCUAAAACUUUAGCAGCAAAGGAAAAAGAAGUUAAAAAGAUAGCAGAUGGACUGCAUGCCCUUCAAGAAGCAAGUAAUAAAGAUGCUGAAGCUCUGGCGGCUGCACAGCAGCACUUCAAUGCUGUUUCCGCUGGCCUGUCCAGUAAUGAAGAUGGAGCAGAAGCAACUCUUGCUGGUCAAAUGAUGGCCUGUAAAAAUGAUAUAAGUAAAGCUCAGACAGAAGCCAAACAGGCUCAGAUGAAGCUGAAGCAUGCUCAACAGGAAUUAAAGAAUAAACAAGCUGAAGUUAAGAAGAUGGAUAGUGGCUACAGGAAGGAUCAAGAAGCUUUAGAAGCUGUAAAAAGACUUAAAGAAAAACUUGAAGCUGAAAUGAAAAAGCUAAAUUAUGAAGAAAAUAAAGAGGAAAGCCUUUUGGAAAAGCGCAGGCAGCUGUCUCGUGAUAUUGGUAGAUUGAAAGAAACAUAUGAAGCUCUAUUAGCCAGAUUUCCCAAUCUUCGAUUUGCAUACAAGGAUCCAGAGAAGAACUGGAAUAGAAAUUGUGUGAAAGGACUUGUGGCUUCUCUGAUUAGUGUGAAAGAUACUUCUGCAACCACAGCUUUAGAAUUAGUGGCUGGAGAACGACUCUACAAUGUUGUAGUAGACACAGAAGUUACUGGUAAAAAGCUACUCGAAAGGGGGGAACUGAAACGUCGAUACACCAUAAUUCCACUCAAUAAAAUUUCAGCCAGAUGUAUUGCACCAGAAACUCUGAGAGUGGCUCAGAAUCUUGUUGGCCCUGACAGCGUUCGUGUGGCUCUUUCCCUGGUUGAAUAUAAACCAGAACUUCAGAAAGCAAUGGAGUUUGUCUUUGGAACAACAUUUGUUUGUGACAAUAUGGAUAAUGCCAAAAAAGUGGCCUUUGAUAAGAGGAUAAUGACUAGAACUGUAACUCUCGGAGGGGAUGUGUUUGAUCCGCAUGGGACAUUGAGUGGAGGUGCUCGAUCCCAGGCGGCUUCUAUUUUAACCAAGUUUCAAGAACUCAAAGAUGUUCAGGAUGAACUGAGAAUCAAAGAGAAUGAGCUGCGGGCUCUAGAGGAGGAAUUAGCAGGUCUUAAAAACACUGCUGAGAAGUAUCGCCAACUAAAACAGCAGUGGGAGAUGAAAACUGAAGAGGCAGAUUUAUUACAAACCAAGCUCCAGCAAAGCUCAUAUCACAAGCAACAGGAAGAAUUAGAUGCCCUUAAAAAAACCAUUGAGGAAAGUGAGGAGAUUUUGAAAAACACUGAAGAAAUCCAAAGAAAAGCCGAAGAAAAAUAUGAAGUAUUGGAAAAUAAAAUGAAAAAUGCAGAAGCUGAGAGAGAGCGAGAACUGAAGGAUGCUCAGAAAAAACUGGAUUGUGCCAAAACAAAGGCAGAUGCAUCUAGCAAGAAGAUGAAAGAAAAACAACAGGAAGUUGAAGCUAUCACUCUGGAACUGGAAGAGCUCAAGAGAGAGCAUACAUCUUACAAACAACAGCUUGAAGCUGUAAAUGAAGCUAUCAAAUCCUAUGAAAGUCAGAUUGAAGUAAUGGCAGCUGAGGUGGCUAAAAAUAAGGAGUCAGUAAAUAAAGCUCAAGAAGAAGUGACCAAGCAAAAAGAGGUAAUAACAGCCCAAGACACUGUAAUUAAAGCUAAAUAUGCAGAAGUGGCAAAACACAAGGAACAAAACAAUGAUUCUCAGCUUAAAAUUAAGGAAUUAGACUACAACAUCAGCAAACAUAAACGGGAGGCUGAAGAUGGUGCUGCAAAGGUAUCCAAAAUGUUGAAAGAUUAUGACUGGAUUAAUGCAGAGAGACACCUCUUUGGCCAACCCAAUAGUGCCUAUGAUUUCAAAACUAACAACCCUAAAGAAGCUGGUCAGAGACUUCAGAAGUUGCAAGAAAUGAAGGAGAAACUAGGAAGAAAUGUCAAUAUGAGAGCUAUGAAUGUAUUGACAGAAGCUGAAGAGCGGUAUAAUGACUUGAUGAAGAAGAAGAGAAUUGUAGAAAAUGACAAAUCCAAAAUUCUUACCACUAUAGAAGACCUAGACCAGAAGAAAAACCAAGCCCUAAAUAUUGCAUGGCAAAAGGUGAACACGGACUUUGGCUCUAUUUUUUCUACUCUUUUGCCUGGUGCUAAUGCUAUGCUUGCACCACCAGAGGGUCAAACUGUUUUGGAUGGUCUGGAGUUCAAGGUUGCCUUAGGAAAUACCUGGAAAGAAAACCUAACUGAACUCAGUGGUGGUCAGAGGUCUUUAGUGGCCUUGUCAUUAAUACUGUCGAUGCUCCUCUUCAAACCUGCUCCAAUUUAUAUCCUUGAUGAGGUAGAUGCAGCCUUGGAUCUUUCUCAUACCCAAAACAUUGGACAGAUGCUACGUACUCAUUUCACACAUUCUCAGUUCAUCGUGGUGUCACUAAAAGAAGGUAUGUUCAACAAUGCAAACGUUCUUUUCAAAACCAAGUUUGUGGAUGGUGUUUCUACAGUAGCCAGAUUUACUCAAUGUCAAAAUGGAAAGAUUUCAAAGGAAGCAAAAUCCAAGGCAAAACCACCCAAAGGAGCACAUGUGGAAGUUUAAACUACAAGUUUAUUUCUUCAUCUUGACCUGUUUUUUUAAACAAACUUUUAAGGACUUGGGAUAAGUAAUUUGUUGAUAUAAAAAAAUUAAUGUUGCUAUGUUACUUAACCCAUGUUUUCUCUUUAUAUAAUCACUUAUCACUUACAAAUGAGCAUAUAUUCCUCAUCUCUUAACCAGUCUAAUUAUGGUCCAAUUAUUGUGAUUGUGAUUUUAUGCAUAUCAUCAAAUGUUUUUUUCUUAUGCAGGUCUUUUAUAUAUUAGGAAUCCUGAGAUACUCAAUUCCAUAUGUAAAAGCUAAUAUACAAAAAAGCAGAUUAAAUUACAUGAUAAAUGUAGCUG